AUGGGUGGAAAUCUAGAAGCGAUUUUAGAUAUGGCGUAUAAGGCCAAUGCAACUGAUGACAAUGCCAAACGUCAAAAAUUUGUUGAAUCAUCUGCCUACCACCUGUUUCGAUUAGGACGUCAGCAUUUCGAUUAUCGAUCAAGUCGAUGGGCACAACUUCAACACAAAAUGUCACAUAUGUCUGGUGGAUCAUUACUGAUUGCUGGAAAACGUAUGGGAAAUUGUAUAUCACUGGCAUACAUCUUUGUAAAACUAUUGUAUUUAACUAAUCUAUUCGGCCAGUUGUACAUAAUACGUACAUUUUUAGGUUAUCAUGGAAAUUUAUUUUCUUUCGGUCAACGAUUAAUCGGAACACUGACAUCAAGACAUGAAUGGACUGAAAGUGAAUUCUUUCCACGUCAAACCUAUUGUCCAGUGCAUGUUCGUCAUCUUGGUUCUAAGAAUAAUGUAUUCACUGCAAUCUGUGCACUGCCUGUAAAUAUGUUCAAUGAAAAAAUUUACAUAUUUUUAUGGUUAUGGAUUGCUGUUAUAUUAGAUGCAUAUCAAAAUCAUAGUUUAACCUGUGAUGGUUGUAAUAUUGACAUUGAUGAUCCGCGUAUUGAACACUUCAUCACAGAAUUUGUUAAAAAUGAUGGUUUCUUUUUAUUACGCAUGAUACGAAACAAUGCUGGUGAUGUAGUGACAGCAGAAAUUUUAAAUCAAUGGUGGCAUAUGUUUAUUAAUUAUCAAAACGCCCGAUCGGAACGAGAGAAUCGACUGGAAUUAUUAAGGAGUGGCAAAGAUAUAACUGAGAAACAUUAUGGUUUUUCUGAAUUACAAGAUAAUAAUUCCAUGAUCGCUCCUACCGCACCAAUGGCAAGCAAUCCUAAUAAAUCCAAUGUCAAUUUUGUCUAA
Trichobilharzia szidati is the source of this 894-nucleotide messenger RNA. The record is from the annotation of a GenBank genome assembly. NCBI's taxonomy places the organism in Eukaryota, Metazoa, Platyhelminthes, Trematoda, Strigeidida, Schistosomatidae.